AUGGAGGAAAGAGCUGUUGGUAUUAUGCAGGCAACACCUGUUACAACUAGAGAGAAAGAACUGCAUUUGCAGGUGACUCAACUCCAACAGAGCACCGGAAGCCUUGUCGACGAAUUGCGGAGACAAAAGAUGAAAAAUGUUCGGUCCGACACUUGUGCUAACUUCACAGUUUUGGUUCAUCUCAAAGCUACUGCUGCAGCCGCUGCUUCUACCAGAAAACAAAAUCUUAGCAGAAAUCAGACCAGCUUGACGCAGACCUCGCAGACUCCGCGUGCCCCAGUUGACUUGGUCACCGUGCUUGACAUCAGUGGUAGCAUGGCUGGAACUAAGCUCGCACUACUAAAAAGGGCUAUGGGAUUUGUUAUACAGAACCUAGGCACUAAUGACCGGCUUUUUGUUAUUGUUUUCUCUUCCACAGCUCGCCGUCUCUUUCCACUAUGUAAGAUGACUGAUUCUGGACGGCAACAGGCAUUACAAGCUGUUAAUUCUUUGGUUGCAAAUGGUGGUACCAAUAUUGCAGGAGGGCUGAGAAAAGGUGCCAAGAUAAUGGAAGACCGAAAAGAAAAGAAUCCAGUUGCGAAUAUUAUUCUGUUGUCGGAUGGGCAAGAUAAUUACACUGUUGGCAGCUCGGGAAAUGACCAACCUCAACCAAACUAUCAUUUGCUUCUGCCGAUUUCCAUCAGUGGUCGAGAUAAUUCGGGAUUUCAAAUUCCCGUGCAUGCUUUUGGAUUUGGCGCAGACCAUGAUGCCUCAUCAAUGCACUCAAUUUCGGAGAUCUCUGGCGGAACAUUUUCAUUCACCGUAACCGAAACUGUGAACCAGAGCUGUGAUCAAAAUCGAAACUGCUUUUGA
This is a messenger RNA of Lathyrus oleraceus (garden pea), 852 nucleotides long. RefSeq names its product E3 ubiquitin-protein ligase WAV3. The transcript is spliced from 2 exons. NCBI's taxonomy places the organism in Eukaryota, Viridiplantae, Streptophyta, Magnoliopsida, Fabales, Fabaceae. The coding region runs from base 1 to 852 and encodes 283 amino acids. The record is from RefSeq and is a predicted model, not a curated record.